Messenger RNA from Geodia barretti, 1725 nucleotides. The record is from the annotation of a GenBank genome assembly. Lineage: Eukaryota; Metazoa; Porifera; Demospongiae; Tetractinellida; Geodiidae.
AUGGGGACCGAAACCGAAUAUGGCAUUUCGGUCAAAAAUGCGCGAGAUCCGGAUCCGGUUGCGGCAUCAACGCUUGUCGUCAAUAUCUAUAAAGACCGUGGGAUCAAGGGGAUCACUUGGGACUAUGAUCAGGAAAGUCCGUUCAUGGACGCUAGGGGAUUCGUUUCUGAAGGGGAAACGGACAUCCCAGAUCAGGAGAAUAAUAGUCUCAUCAACGAUGUCCUCACCAAUGGCGGACGGUACUAUGUCGAUCAUGCGCACCCAGAGUAUUGUACCCCGGAAUGCACCAAUGCACGCGAUCUGGUCAAAUAUGAGAAGGCGGGGGAACUGAUAUUAGAUUUGAGCCGUCUGGCUGCCCAAGAGCUGUUGCCCACAAAUCAAGAGAUUCUUAUCUAUAAGAACAACAGCGAUUAUAAAGGUCACAGCUACGGUGCCCACGAAAAUUAUCUGAUGUCGCGGAAUGUCCCCUUCCAAGAUAUCGUUGAUGGAUUAACGCCUUUUCUCGUGACGCGGCAGCCUAUCACAGGGAGUGGUAAGGUUGGUGCUGAAAAUGGCGCAGCGGAAACGGAUUAUCAAAUCUCCCAGCGUGCAGAUUUUUUUGAGACUGAAGUCGGAUUGAGCACAAUGGUGGCGCGUCCAAUUAUCAAUACGCGGGAUGAGCCGCACGCUGAUGAGAUGUUAUACCGUCGGUUGCACGUGAUCGUCGGCGAUUCCAACAUGUCUGAAUUUUCCAUCUAUCUGAAGAUGGGAAUUACGGCGGUUGUGCUGCAGCUCAUCGAGCUGGGUGUUGUAGGGGAUCAGUUCAGACUCUCUGACCCUGUUUUGGCAAUCAAGACGGUAUCACGCGAUCUUUCCUGUAAAGAACCUGUGGUUUUAGAGGAUGGUCGGAAAUGGACACCCAUUGAGGUUCAGCGCGAAUAUCUUGAGUUAGCUCACAAGCAUAUUCCCACGGAGGAUUUGUCUGAGGUAGUGCGCGAUGUGAUGAAGACAUGGGAAUUUGUUCUCGACCGCCUCGACGAGGAUCCGAUGAGCCUGGAUCGACACCUCGAUUGGGUGAUUAAGAAACGGCUGAUUGAUGCGUACCUGCGACGCCACAAUUUAGCCCAUUCAGAUCACCAAGCUCGGAUGUUAGACUUGCAAUAUCACGAUAUCCGCCCGAAUAAGGGGCUUUACGCGAGGUUGCUGAAAAAUGGACGUGUUGAACGGCUCCUCAAACAUGAGGAGAUUGUUCAAGCGAUUAACAAUCCACCUGUUGAUACACGUGCCUAUUUUCGUGGUGUCGCAGGACCAGCAAUGGAAAUGGCAAAGCUCUUCCAGGUCCAGGUGGAGUUCUAUGAAAAGAUAGAAGGCUCGCCGUUAAGCCUAGAGGUUCCAAUUUUCGUGGGCUAUGACUUCAAACGGAAACAGGCAAAGAUCUUCAAAUACGACGCAAUAGGGGGGCAAUACGAAGAAAGCGAAUACUAUGCAACCGGAUCCGGCGGUAAGGAUGCACAAUCGACACUGAAAAAGUUGUAUAGCCCCGAUAUGUCCCGCGAUAGUGCCUUGCGGUUAGUUGCCGAGGCGCUCUGGGAUGCUGCCGAUGAAGAUGUGGCUACAGGGGGACCGGAUUUUAUUCGGGAGAUAUUCCCAACAAUUAAGGUUAUUGAUUCAACGGGAAUCUCAGAUAUACCGGAUGCAGAUGUCAAGGAAUUCUACACCGAGCUACUUGACAGACUCCGCAAUUGA